Tripterygium wilfordii is the source of this 4964-nucleotide messenger RNA. RefSeq names its product sister chromatid cohesion 1 protein 4-like. Gene Ontology annotation, cellular component: cohesin complex; synaptonemal complex. Gene Ontology annotation, molecular function: chromatin binding; protein binding. The transcript is spliced from 14 exons. Lineage: Eukaryota; Viridiplantae; Streptophyta; Magnoliopsida; Celastrales; Celastraceae. The record is from RefSeq and is a predicted model, not a curated record. Bases 852 to 4625 code for a protein of 1257 amino acids. Gene Ontology annotation, biological process: replication-born double-strand break repair via sister chromatid exchange; synaptonemal complex assembly; mitotic sister chromatid cohesion.
AAACAAAAGAAAAGAAAAGCCUCUUCCCUUUCUCUCCAAUCUCACAUUUUCUCCGACUCUUUCUAAAUUCUAACACGAACGCGUCAAACUCGGCUCUCGGCGACUUAAUUCAUAGGACUCGGAUUCCAAACUUACAGGUCCGCGCUCUGUCCUUCUCGCGUCUGUCCCUUGGAGCGGACGUUGUUUAGAGGUUUUCCUACUCUCUAAUGAUUUUCUGUUACACUACUGCGACUGCAGUAUUACGUUUGACUCGCAAGGUCAUGAAUGUAAAUUCCGUAUGUUUUGGUGAAAUGGAGCCCUUUUGUAAGUUUACCAUGUUUUGGAGCUGUGAAGGAUGUUCUGAUUUCGGUGUUUAGAGCUACUUUGGGUACUUCCAUGAAGGGAAGCAAGUCAAAAGCGGGCUCAAGUGGAAUUCUUUGGUCUGUUUGGGAAACUUUGGCAGAUUACUUUCUGUAUAACUUAGGGUCCCGUUGUGAAUUUUGUAAAGUUGUAUAAUUUGAAGGUCUUGUUCUUCUUUUUGAGCUGGUUCAGUCGGUGCUGGAGUUAAGUUUAAAUUUAGGGAUUUUGGAGGAGAAGUAUAGAAAAACUGGUGUCAUCUCAAAAAUUGUGUUGUAACAUUAAUUUCGUUCCUUGAGUUUCAAUAUUUUUUUAAUUUCUUUUUUAGGAUAUUGGGCUAGUUUGGGUGGAAGUUAAAGUUGUAUUUAGGGUUUGCUAUUUGCUGUGAAUUUGGGUUUUCCUUCGCCUUAUUCAAGCUCUAAAUCUAUAUUGAUAUUGGGUGGGACUGUGAAUUAGACUGAUUUUGGAUGUGAACUUAGUUGUAUUAGAUAUAGGUCCGGUUGGUUUAGGGAAGGAUGUUUUAUUCACAGUUUAUAUUGGCAAAAAAAGGGCCUUUGGGGACGAUAUGGAUAGCUGCACAUUUGGAGCGGAAGCUUCGCAAGAAUCAGGUUGCUGAUACCGAUAUUGGUGUCUCUGUAGACUCGAUUCUUUUUCCUGAAGUACCGAUUGCACUUCGUUUAUCGAGUCAUCUACUGCUUGGUGUGGUGAGGAUAUAUUCUAGAAAGGUGAAUUACCUUUUUGAUGAUUGCAGUGAGGCUUUGCUUAAGAUCAAGCAAGCUUUUCGCUCUACUGCUGUGGACUUGCCGCCAGAGGAGUCAAUUGCCCCUUAUCAUUCUAUAACCUUGCCAGAGACCUUUGAUCUUGAUGAUUUUGAGCUGCCUGACAAUGAAUUAUUUCAAGGUAACUAUGUUGAUCAUCAUGUCAGUACAAGGGAGCAGAUUACUCUCCAAGACACCACGGAUGGUGUUGUUUACUCCACGUUGCAAUUUGGAUUGGAUGAGCGGUUUGGUGAUGGUGACACUUCUCAGAUUGGUUUGGACCUCGAUGAGGAGCUGAUCUUGGAAAGGGUUGAUUCCCCAGGACAUGAUGGAGUUUCACAAGUGGAUCCUCAGGCUUCUGUUGAACCAAUUAUCUGUAUGGAAACUGGAAAUUUUGAAAUAAUGCCCCCGAGUGGUAGUGGGAAUCAGGUCAAAGACCAAGCUGCUAAUUCUGAACACAUGGAAUAUGCUCAAACUCCAUCGACUCCUGGAUUAGUGGACAAGCCAAACUUGUCCAGUGUUAAGGAGGUUUUGGGACGUGAUGAUCAAUUGGACUUGGAAGAUCAAAAUUCAACAAAAUUGGUAGGAUUAGAGAGCAGGGAAAAUGGUUCCAGUAAGUCAGAUCCACACCAGCAGGAUACAAAUGCAAGGAUUUUGUCUUUGUUCAAGGAAUUAAACCAUGAUACUGCUGUACUCAUGCAGACUGAGGAGAACGGCUGCCUCGCUGGUGAGGUUGAGGUAGAUGGGUAUAUUGUGGCAACGAACAAUUCAAAUCUCAUAGAAAAAUCGCAUGAUGGCGUUACAGGCCAUAACAAACUUAGCGUGUCAUCUGUAGACAAAAUGAAUGGGAAUUAUGCAAAAGCCACUGGGGUUGGGUCAUAUGAAACUGUUGAAUCUCCUCACGGCUCUCAUGCCAUAUUUGAUUCAGAGGGCUCUGAUCGCAGAUUUUUUCCAGAUGAUAACUCUGAGCUUGUUUCGGCAUGCCUGGUGGAUAAUCAGGCAUUAUGUGAUCUUGAAGUUCACAAUGAUGGGGAAAUUAAUAUUAACAUUGAAGAAUCUCAUUCACCUGGAAAUGCUGCUGCAUCAGACGCUUCUGGCAGAACCAAGGAGAAAACAGAAGCUCAUUCUCAUCAGGAACCUAAGGAGUUUGAAAAUUUGGACAAGGCUGUUGUUAAUGAAGAAAAAUCAAGCCAUAUGCAUAUGCUUAUGGCAUGCAAUUCCCAUAUGAGCGAACAUGGCGUGUCAUCUCCUAGAUGUGAUGAGUCUAUGCUUAGCAAGUUACAAUCAGAUGAUGUUGGGCCGUGCUCACCAGAGGCAACCAGGAGAGAGGAUGGUCUGGAAGCCGAGGAUAAUCAAAUACGGCAAACUACUUCAUGUGAAGGAAUUCAAGCAAAUGGAAGGGGAUCAGAUGAGCAACUUGACAAUGCAGUUUCAAUUGACUUUCAAUUUGAGAAUGUAAAUAGCUUCAUGACUUCUGACUUUCCCGAGCCUGAAAAGUUGCUCUCUGUACCUGAGGGGCAUCUUGAUAAACCAAAUGGUUUACUAGCUAACUCUACAACUGACACAGAAGCUGUAGAAGGGGGUGAUGGAGGCGGGGAUGGGACUACACUCAUUUCUGGGAAAAAACGUAGUUUUACAGAGUGUUCACUUACCGUAGAAAGUAUGAAAUCAGUUGAGUCAUUUGGUUUGAUCACAUCAAAGAGGACUGCAGAAACAAUUCCUGACGAUGAUGAUUUAUUGUCUUCAAUAUUAGUUGGAAGAAAAUCAUCUGUUAUGAAAAUGAAACCUACUCCACUAGCCCCCGAAGUAGCAUCCAUGAAACGUGCCAGGUCUGCACCCUGGGGCAGCAUUUUGAAACGAAAGGUGCUUAUGGAUGAUGCAAUGGUCUUGCAUGGCGACAUUAUACGCCAGCAAUUGACAAAUACUGAUGGCAUUCGUCGCGUACGGAAAAAAGCUCCUUGCACUUAUGCUGAAAUUUCAAUGAUUCAGAGGCAAUUCUUGGACGAAGAAAUUUUUAAGGAACCCAUACCAAGUGGUAUGCCUGUAGAACUAAUAUAUCUGCACAGUGAACCAUUUGAUUUGAGUGGAAUCCAAGUUUCUGAAAAUGAUGAUAAUAAUGGUAUUUCUAGAGGAGCAAAGGAUCUGGACUUUUCAGUUCGACCUGGUAUUAUGAAGGACAGUGAAAUUGAAAGGAGCACUGAACCUUUAGUUCUUGGAAAUGAGGUUGACCCACAACAAGCUGAGAUCACCCAUCAGAAUGAGAGCCAGCAAGAUAAUGACCAUCACCUAUGUGCUUGUGAUACUCAAGGUCAUACAAAUGCUAUUGCUUUUCAAGAUGAGCAUUUAGCUGAGAUAGUUGAAAUGGAAAUUGACCAAGAGAGGGUUGAAGUCGCUAAUGGAACAAAUCAUUCUCUCCAUUGCUUUGAGACAUCCCAAAGUGAUUCUGUUGGUGAUAAUUGUAAAGUGUCUGCUGUCCUGGUCACGGAUGUUCCUCUAAAUUCAGAUGCGUUGUGUGUGUCAUCUAGCAAGAUUAUUGGUCAACCUGUUGUGGUUUCUUUACAGGAGAUGUGUGAUGGAAAAGGAGUAGAUGCUACUGAAAUUGAUCAUAAUGUUGGCAAUGUAAUUGAAUUUGGAAAGGCGCUGAGAUCAGGGGAUGAGUUGGAGGAUAGCAAAAUUGUGACCUCAAUUGAAACCAAAGCAGAUGCUCAGACAGAUGAUUCUGCAAUCACUGGCAAUGAAAAUAUGCAUCCAGAAACUGGCAGAUUCGAUAACCUCACUUCCCUAAAUGGUGACAAACCUGUGGAGGAAGUUGAAAAUAAUAAGCUAGGUAUUGAUAACCAGGAUGUUCUGCUGGAUGUGGAUUUGGGGAACUCUCUUGGGGUGCUAAGUGAAGGGCCCAAUAUUGAGUGUACACACCCUGUGGAAUUCAAUGUUGAUGUCAAAGAUGCUUGCAUGGAUGAUGGAACAUACCUAUCCUAUCGAGAAACUGAUCCACAGAGCCUGACAGAUGAAGAGAUAGCUGCUGUUCAUCGUCUCCCCAUGCAAGAUUGCCGAGAUGUUAAUAUGUGCCUUUUAGGCUUGAGGAAUGUCCUAAAUUCGUUGUUUUACUGUAUGGUGCAGGAUGUUGAAAAUGUCGCUCCUGGAAAUGAUACAGAAUUUUUGAAUGUAGACGAUGAUGAUGCAGCUGAAGAGGAUGAUGACAUGCCAUGUGCUGAAGAGAUUCACCUUCUUGAGAACAGUGGAUGGUCUUCGCGCACUAGGGCUGUUGCCAAGUACCUUCAGGUUUUAUUUGAUAAAGAAGCUGUACAUGGAAGAAAGUUUGUUUUGAUGGACAACCUUUUGGCUGGCAAAACUCGUAAAGAAGCAUCGAGGAUGUUUUUUGAAACAUUGGUUCUUAAGACAAAAGAUUACGUCCACGUUGAACAAGAAAGGCCCUUUGACAACAUUAAUAUAAAGCCUCGUGUAAAGUUCAUGAAAUCAAUUCUAAUCCCUCGCGUAGGAAAGGCAGAAACAGUUGAAAAGUUUGUGUAGCUGUAGUUCUUGAUAUGUUGAGUAGCUGUCGUUCAUCUGAUACUUGGAUGGGUUUUCUUCAUUAUAUCUUUAAUAAGUUGCGUGUUUUUUUUUUUUUUUCUCAAUUCUUGUUAUUAUUGCUUAGUUCUUGUAAGUGGUUAAUUUUUUUUUUUUUUGGGUGGGGGAUGGUGGUGACAACUUUGCUUGGGUAGCGCUUGUCAACAUGUGGCAGUAACAUAAUAGAGAUCCUAUCUGUGUACAUAUUUGUAAAAUAUCAUCACAGUUGGCAAUUGAAGAUGCUAAUCCUGUGUGAUAGAAAUUUUUAUUUUUCUUUAAGUUUUUAUGCUCAUAUUUUGGACA